Messenger RNA from Chaetomium globosum CBS 148.51, 4323 nucleotides. RefSeq lists its product as uncharacterized. Gene Ontology annotation, molecular function: ATP binding; protein serine/threonine kinase activity. The coding region runs from base 1 to 4323 and encodes 1440 amino acids. The transcript has 9 exons. Gene Ontology annotation, biological process: protein phosphorylation. Gene Ontology annotation, cellular component: cytoplasm. Lineage: Eukaryota; Fungi; Ascomycota; Sordariomycetes; Sordariales; Chaetomiaceae. The record is from RefSeq and is a predicted model, not a curated record.
AUGGCGCCGCCGGGCUCCCGCCCUGGGAGCUCCGCACGCCCCGGGAGCGCUGGCGUGCCGUACCACCACCACCAACACCACCACCACGGCUCCGUGGGCAAGGCUGCUGUUGUGACCGCGGCCACAGCAAAAUCGCCGGGGACCCCGCGCCGGGAACAGGGCCAUCGGCUGGAGAAGGCCGUGGCCGUGCAGGAUCCGGGGUUGAGAGACUAUCGCCUCGGAGACUGUAUCGGGAAGGGGGCCUUCGGGUCCGUCUACAAGGCGUUCAAUUGGGGGACCGGCGAGGCAGUGGCCGUAAAGCAGAUCAAAUUGGUCGAUGUGCCCAAGAGCGAGCUGCGCAUGAUCGAGGGCCUGCAGUAUCUGCACGACCAAGGUGUUAUUCACCGCGAUAUCAAAGGCGCCAACAUUCUGACCACCAAGGAUGGCACCGUCAAGCUGGCCGACUUUGGCGUUUCAACGAGCACCCUCGCCGGGCCAGACAAGGAGGCCCAGGUUGUAGGAACCCCUUACUGGAUGGCCCCGGAGAUCAUUCAGCUCUCUGGUGCCACCUCAGCCUCGGACAUCUGGAGCGUCGGAUGCACCGUCAUCGAGCUACUGCAAGGAAAACCACCAUACCAUAACCUCGCUGCAAUGCCGGCAUUGUUCGCCAUUGUCAACGACGACCACCCCCCGCUUCCGGAGGGGGUGUCUCCGGCUGCUCGUGACUUUCUCAUGCAAUGUUUCCAGAAGGAUCCCAACCUGCGAGUCUCGGCGAGGAAACUACAGCGGCACCCCUGGAUUACUGGCUGCCGAAGAAGUGACGCACCGGUUUCGAAAGCGCCAUCGAAUUUCAGCCAGGCAGUUGAGGAAGUGAAGCAGUGGAACAAAGCACUUAAGUCUUCCGAAAGCAAUCUUAGAACUUCAAUGGGGUCAGACGCCAGUGGCCCGGGGCAUCGGACAAAUCUGACCAGGAUGCCGUUGUCGUUGGCAACAAAGCAGAGGCCGUCGGCAGAUGCCUUUCGGUCUCCCGAGCUUGCUGCCUUUGCGUCUAUCGACGCCCAGCGAGAGGAUUCCGAGAACUGGGAUUCGACCUUUGAGGGUGAGCUCAUGACAAUCAAGGGCUUGGGCCACUGGUCCGAAAUCGACCCUCAGGAGCAGACCAUCCGGCCGCCGCCCAAGAAGAUGGAGAGGACACGGGAGUCUAGAAUGAGGGUCCCAGAAAACCCAGGGCACAGGCGCCAGCGGAGCCGGGGAGUGCCCAACAAUGCUCAGCCUAAAUCCCCUGUGAAGCCACUGGGCACAAAGUUCGAGCUGCCUCCGCGCCCCGACGUCAUCUACCGCGAGCAGUCGACCGAGGACUACUCCGACCUCUUUGCUGACAACGACCACGUUUUCGAUAGAAGACUAAGUCUCACCAACAAGGCGAGCUUAUCCCGGGCCCAAACAAUUACGAAGCACCAUGCUAACGAUACUCAGGACGGACCCCAGCUUUUCCACCCCUCAGACCUCACUACUAGCGUUCCGAAAUCCUCUCAUUCCUUUACCGCCGGUAGCACGCGCCGAUCAAAGGCCGCUCCGAGGCCUGCCCUCCUUUCCCCAGAACAACCUGUCCGUCGCCCCCGUGCCCGUUCCACCGUCGAGAUCACCAAGUUCGCCGAGGACGAGGGCGACGAGGAUUUCUCUGACAUUUUCGGCGUUGCUGGCGAGGCUGUAACCGAACCGGAGGAAAGUGACCGCGGCUCGGAAACAGAUGGCCAAGGCGGCCAGCUCAUUCUCUCACGCCUAUCCAACAACUCGUGGCUCGGGGACGAUGAGGACGAAGAUGAUCCGUUUGCCAUGAUGGAUCCGGGGUGGGAUGAGAUGGAUCUGGAGGCGAAUAUCGCAAGGGAUCGGCAUGCGAGGUUGGCAGAGAGAGUGGAAGGGCUGGUGAGGAGCAUGAAGAUCACCGAGGGGGAGGAGGUGGUUGGGGAGUUGGCGGAGGAUUUGAUUCUGGAGCCUUGUACGCUCAAGAGUCGGCAGCACAUGAUCUUACAGUUGCUCAAGAUUGUUAAUGCGAUUAUCCUUGACGACGUCGAGCUGCAAGAGAACCUGUGCUUCGUCGGCGGCAUUCCGAUUGUCACCAAGUUUGCUGCCCGCCAAUACUCCAACGAGAUUCGCCUCGAGGCCGCCGCCUUCGUCCGGCAAGUGUACCAGACUUCUACCCUAACACUGCAAAUGUUUGUCAGCGCUGGCGGUCUCAAUGUCUUGGUGGAGUUCCUCGACGAAGAUUACGAGAUGUCCCAAGAUCUUGUUUUAAUAGGAGUCAAUGGCAUCUGGAAUGUCUUUGAGCUUCAGGGGCCAACGCCCAAGAACGACUUCUGCAGGAUAUUCUCGCGUAGCAAAAUCUUGGAUCCCCUGGCCGCAAUCUUACACAAGGUCUUGGACGAGGACAGAGACGAGCUGUCGGAACUCGUGGAAGGCCGUAUCGUCAACAUUUUCUACCUGUUCUCUCAAGCUGAACCUUAUGUCAAGGAGGCGGUUGCUGAGCGACAGGUACUGAAGACGGUGCUCAAGGACCUCCGGCGGAUGACGCCCUCUCACCAGAUCACCAUGCUCAAGUUCAUCAAGAACAUCUCCAUGUGUUCGACUGUGCUCGACUCCCUGCAUUCUGCGGACGCGAUUGACUUCUUGAUUGAUGUUCUCAGUCUCUCGAUGAAGAAGGGGCAAACCAACUUCCGAGAGAUUUCCAACCAAGUGCUAAACACCAUGUUUAACCUUUGCCGUCUCAGCAAAGAGCGACAGGAAUAUGCGGCCAGCAACGGCAUCAUCCCGCUUCUGCUCAAAAUCAUGAAGACAGACCGGCCGCCAAAAGAGUUUGUGCUACCCAUCCUCUGCGACAUGGCGCAUUCCGGGAGUAAAGGGAGGCGCUACCUGUGGCAAAACGGCGGGCUGGACUUCUACGUUUCACUCCUAGCGGACCAGUAUUGGCAGGUCACGGCAUUAGACGCCAUCUUUGUGUGGCUACAGGAGGAGACAGCAAAGGUGGAGAGCCACUUACUUGAGGGUAGCUUCACCGCGGCCAUCAUGUCCUGCUUUAACCCUACCAAGGUCAACGCUUUCGACCCCAACUUACUCGAGCCAUUGCUCAAAGUUCUACGCUUGAGCCCGGCCGUAGCAGCAUCCCUUGCCAAGGCCGAAAUGUACGCCGGCACAGCUCAGAAACUGGGCCACAAAAAGGCCGUCGUUCGCCUCAACCUGUUGCGUCUCGUGCGUAACAUCAUGGACGGUGCUUGUGAGGAAUUUGGCCUCGGAAGCUCAUCCCGAAGUCACAUCGACGGCGAACUGCAACACGAUGCAAUGGCCCUCGGCAACAUGGGACUAGGCGCCUCCACCAGCACGGCGUCUAGCACAGGCUCAGGCCCACGCUCACGCUCCGGCCCUCGGCGCAACACAAGCUACACCCCACCAGGGCUGCAUCUCAGCCUGUCCAUGCCUCCCACCCCGUCUCACGGCCACCGCAUGACGCAGUCUUCAUCGGCCGCGUACAUCGAAAUCGCCGCCACCCCGAAACGCUCAGCCAUCGGCCCCACCCACGAACGCGACCCAUCCUUCUACCGCCCCCGGAGCCGCGACAGCAUCCCAAUGCCAGCCACGAGCAUCCCACGGCGCGUCUCCGACACCCCCCCAUCCAUCCCACCAGGAAACAGCACCCCCACCAACCCCAGCUCCACCCCAGCGCCCAAAUCCCGCCUCCCGCGCACCUCCAUCACACAAUACACCUCGGUGCGUCCAACCCUAACAACAGCCGCCACGGCCCCGAUCUCCACCCUCUCCCCAAGCACCGGUCCCAGAUCAGGCGGGGGCCGCCGCGCCGGCAGCGGAGGACGUAGCGAGUCCUUCAGCCACGGCGCUGGCGGCGGCGGUGUCGGCGGUGUCGGCGGCAGCUACAAGGAGAACUACCAGACCUACCUCCAGCAGAGCCAGGCGGGUAGGAUCCGCUCGGGCUCGUCGGUCACGGUCGCGAGCGUCUCCAGCGCUGGCGGCGGCGGUGGCGGUGGUGUGGGGACGCAGUACUCUGGUUCGCCGACGGGGAGUGUCAUCUCUGGCGGUAGUGGUUUGAUGCUGCCUGUGCCGGGGUAUGGCGCCGUGGGAGGUGGUGGUGUGGUGAGAGAGAGGGAGAGGGAGGUUAGUGGUGGGAGUACGGGGUCGGGGACGGGGAGUGGGAGUGGGAGUGGGAGUGGGAGUGGGAGUGGGAGUGGGAAUGGGACGGAUGCUGCGAAGAGGAGGAGCCGCGCGCCGAGUGCGAGGUCGGAUAUGAGCUCGAUUGCGGGGUCGAACGCCGGAUCGGAUGCGCGGUGGUCUUAG